AUGCUGUGCAUGGUUGGGAGUUCAGAAAGUACCCCUCCCCCCGAUUCCCCAUUCCCCUCCCUCCCCCCGAUUCCCCUCCCUCCCCCCGAUUCCCAAUUCCCCUCCCUCCCCCCGAUUCCCCUCCCUCCCCCCGAUUCCCCUCCCUCCCCCCGACUCCCCAUUCCCCUCCCUCCCCCCGAUUCCCCUCCCUCCCCCCGAUUCCCAAUUCCCCUCCCUCCCCCCGAUUCCCCUCCCUCCCCCCGAUUCCCCUCCCUCCCCCCGAUUCCCGAUUCCCCGAUUCCCCUCCCUCCCCCCGAUUCCCGAUUCCCCUCCCUCCCCCCGAUUCCCCUCCCUCCCCCCGAUUCCCCAUUCCCCUCCCUCCCCCCGAUUCCCAAUUCCCCAAUUCCCCUCCCUCCCCCCGAUUCCCGAUUCCCCUCCCUCCCCCCGAUUCCCGAUUCCCCAAUUCCCCUCCCUCCCCCCGAUUCCCAAUUCCCCAAUUCCCCAAUUCCCCUCCCUCCCCCCCGAUUCCCGAUUCCCCUCCCUCCCCCCGAUUCCCCAUUCCCCUCCCUCCCCCCGAUUCCCCAUUCCCCAAUUCCCCUCCCUCCCCCCAAUUCCCCUCCCUCCCCCCGAUUCCCGAUUCCCAAUUCCUCUCCCUCCCCCCGAUUCCCAAUUCCCCUCCCUCCCCCCGAUUCCCGAUUCCCUCCCUCCCCCCGAUUCCCGAUUCCCCAAUUCCCCUCCCUCCCCCCGAUUCCCAAUUCCCCAAUUCCCCUCCCUCCCCCCGAUUCCCCUCCCUCCCCCCGAUUCCCAAUUCCCCUCCCUCCCCCCGAUUCCCAAUUCCCCUCCCUCCCCCCGAUUCCCGAUUCCCCUCCCUCCCCCCGAUUCCCCUCCCUCCCCCCGAUUCCCGAUUCCCCUCCCUCCCCCCGAUUCCCGAUUCCCCUCCCUCCCCCCGAUUCCCAAUUCCCCUCCCUCCCCCCGAUUCCCGAUUCCCCUCCCUCCCCCCGAUUCCCGAUUCCCCUCCCUCCCCCCGAUUCCCAAUUCCCCUCCCUCCCCCCGAUUCCCAAUUCCCCUCCCUCCCCCCGAUUCCCAAUUCCCCUCCCUCCCCCCGAUUCCCCAUUCCCCUCCCUCCCCCCGAUUCCCCAUUCCCCUCCCUCCCCCCGAUUCCCCAUUCCCCUCCCUCCCCCCGAUUCCCAAUUCCCCUCCCUCCCCCCGAUUUCCAAUUCCCCUCCCUCCCCCCGAUUCCCAAUUCCCCAAUUCCCCUCCCUCCCCCCGAUUCCCAAUUCCCCUCCCUCCCCCCGAUUCCCAAUUCCCCAAUUCCCCUCCCUCCCCCCGAUUCCCAAUUCCCCUCCCUCCCCCCGAUUCCCAAUUCCCCUCCCUCCCCCCGAUUCCCAAUUCCCCAAUUCCCCUCCCUCCCCCCGAUUCCCAAUUCCCCUCCCUCCCCCCGAUUCCCAAUUCCCCUCCCUCCCCCGAUUCCCCUCCCUCCCCCCGAUUCCCAAUUCCCCUCCCUCCCCCCGAUUCCCGAUUCCCCAAUUCCCCUCCCUCCCCCCGAUUCCCAAUUCCCCAAUUCCCCAAUUCCCCUCCCUCCCCCCGAUUCCCCUCCCUCCCCCCGAUUCCCAAUUCCCCUCCCUCCCCCCGAUUCCCAAUUCCCCUCCCUCCCCCCGAUUCCCGAUUCCCCUCCCUCCCCCCGAUUCCCAAUUCCCCUCCCUCCCCCCGAUUCCCGAUUCCCCUCCCUCCCCCCGAUUCCCGAUUCCCCUCCCUCCCCCCGAUUCCCAAUUCCCCUCCCUCCCCCCGAUUCCCGAUUCCCCUCCCUCCCCCCGAUUCCCGAUUCCCCUCCCUCCCCCCGAUUCCCAAUUCCCCUCCCUCCCCCUGAUUCCCAAUUCCCCUCCCUCCCCCCGAUUCCCAAUUCCCCUCCCUCCCCCCGAUUCCCCAUUCCCCUCCCUCCCCCCGAUUCCCCAUUCCCCUCCCUCCCCCCGAUUCCCAAUUCCCCAAUUCCCCUCCCUCCCCCCGAUUCCCAAUUCCCCUCCCUCCCCCCGAUUCCCAAUUCCCCUCCCUCCCCUCGAUUCCCGAUUCCCCUCCCUCCCCCCGAUUCACCUCCCUCCCCCCGAUUCCCAAUUCCCCUCCCUCCCCCCGAUUCCCAAUUCCCCUCCCUCCCCCCGAUUCCCAAUUCCCCUCCCUCCCCCCGAUUCCCGAUUCCCCUCCCUCCCCCCGAUUCCCGAUUCCCCUCCCUCCCCCCGAUUCCCAAUUCCCCUCCUCCCCCGAUUCCCCUCCCUCCCCCCGAUUCCCGAUUCCCCUCCCUCCCCCCGAUUCCCCUCCCUCCCCCUGAUUCCCUCCCUCCCCCCGAUUCCCCUCCCUCCCCCCGAUUCCCCUCCCUCCCCCCGAUUCCCCUCCCUCCCCCCGAUUCCCUCCCUCCCCCCGAUUCCCCUCCCUCCCCCCGAUUCCCCUCCCUCCCCCCGAUUCCCGAUUCCCCUCCCUCCCCCCGAUUCCCGAUUCCCCUCCCUCGCCCCAAUUCCCGAUUCCCCUCCCUCCCGAUUCCCGAUUCCCCUCCCUCCCCCCGAUUCCCGAUUCCCCUCCCUCCCCCCGAUUCCCGAUUCCCCUCCCUCCCCCCGAUUCCCGAUUCCCCUCCCUCCCCCCGAUUCCCGAUUCCCCUCCCUCCCCCCGAUUCCCGAUUCCCCUGCCUCCCCCCGAUUCCCGAUUCCCCUCCCUCCCCCCGAUUCCCAAUUCCCCUCCCUCCCCCCGAUUCCCAAUUCCCCUCCCUCCCCACGAUUCCCCAUUCCCCUCCCUCCCCCCGAUUCCCCAUUCCCCUCCCUCCCCCCGAUUCCCCAUUCCCCUCCCUCCCCCCGAUUCCCAAUUCCCCUCCCUCCCCCUGAUUCCCAAUUCCCCUCCCUCUUCCCGAUUCCCGAUUCCCCUCCCUCCCCCCGAUUCCAAUUCCCCUCCCUCCCCCUGAUUCCCAAUUCCCCUCCCUCCCCCCGAUUCCCAAUUCCCCUCCCUCCCCCCGAUUCCCCAUUCCCCUCCCUCCCCCCGAUUCCCCAUUCCCCUCCCUCCCCCCGAUUCCCAAUUCCCCAAUUCCCCUCCCUCCCCCCGAUUCCCAAUUCCCCUCCCUCCCCCCGAUUCCCAAUUCCCCUCCCUCCCCUCGAUUCCCGAUUCCCCUCCCUCCCCCCGAUUCACCUCCCUCCCCCCGAUUCCCAAUUCCCUCCCUCCCCCCGAUUCCCAAUUCCCCUCCCUCCCCCCGAUUCCCAAUUCCCCUCCCUCCCCCCGAUUCCCGAUUCCCCUCCCUCCCCCCGAUUCCCGAUUCCCCUCCCUCCCCCCGAUUCCCAAUUCCCCUCCCUCCCCCGAUUCCCCUCCCUCCCCCCGAUUCCCGAUUCCCCUCCCUCCCCCCGAUUCCCCUCCUCCCCCUGA
This is a messenger RNA of Closterium sp. Naga37s-1, 3372 nucleotides long. NCBI's taxonomy places the organism in Eukaryota, Viridiplantae, Streptophyta, Zygnematophyceae, Desmidiales, Closteriaceae. The record is from the annotation of a GenBank genome assembly.